Messenger RNA from Astyanax mexicanus (Mexican tetra), 1789 nucleotides. Its product is annotated as GTPase IMAP family member 8-like. The record is from RefSeq and is a predicted model, not a curated record. NCBI's taxonomy places the organism in Eukaryota, Metazoa, Chordata, Actinopteri, Characiformes, Acestrorhamphidae. Bases 72 to 1700 code for a protein of 542 amino acids. The transcript is spliced from 4 exons. Gene Ontology annotation, molecular function: GTP binding.
GUUCAGUAAAAUCUGAAUCUGUUUAAUCCAGAUUACCAACACUGCAGAGUAAACAAAUCAAAUCAGACUUCAUGGCCUCCAGAGAAAUCAUGGUGUCUGAACUGAGAAUAAUUCUCAUGGGGGACAACAGCUCAGAGAUCAGCAGAGUGGGGAACUUCAUCCUGGGCAGAGAAGCGUUUAAAACAGAAACUCUGCCUUCAGUAAAGCAGCUCAGUGAGAGAGCUGCAGGAAUGGUGGAGGGAAGAUACAUCACCCUCAUCAACGCACCUCACCAACUUAAUCCUAAAGACACACUGGAUCAGAUCACAGAGCAGAUUAAAGAGUCUCUGUAUCUCUGUGCUCCUGGACCUCACAUGUUUCUACUGGUACUGUCCAGAACAUUAAAGAAAGAGGAUCAGGAUAGAAUCAAAAACAGCCUGACCUCAUACAGUCCCUGGUUUAUGAAGUACACUAUUGUUUUAACUCCAGAUGAAGAUGUUAAUUACCGUGCUGCUGCUCAAGCCCAGAAGGGAAGUAAUCCAUCCUUGCAUCUCAUCAUCGGAAAAUCUGAGAGAGAUCGUAAAGUGCAGGUGCUGAGUCUUUUGGAGAAGAUCGAGCAGGUGGUGAAAUCUAACAGUGGAGGAUACCUGACCUAUGACACUAAUGAACUGCUUAAAAAAGUUAAAAAGAAGCUGCCGAUCAAACGGGAAGAUCUUCCAUCGAAAACCGUAAAACGUGUGAGAAUGGUUCUGCUGGGGAAGAACAGCUCAGAGAUCAGCAGAAUGGGGAACUUCAUCCUGGGAAGAGACGCGUUUGAUACUGAGGCUCCGCCCCCUUCAGUAGAGCAGCACAGUGAGAGAGCUGGAGGAAUGGUGGAGGGAAAAUACAUCACUCUCAUCAACACACCUCACCUGUUCGAUCCUCAGCUCCCCCUGACCACAAUACACAGCAGAGUGAGAGAGUACCUGGCUCUGUGUUCUCCUGGACCUCAUGUUUUUGUACUGGUGCUACAGUCUGAUGGAUGCACAUCGAGGGACAGGGAACAGAUCAGAAUCAUUCUCAACAGUUUCUCUGAUACAGCGUUAAAACACACCACAGUGAUAACACAGAAACAAGGCACUGGCACGGAUCCGCACGAGCUGAAUAAGCUCAUACAAGAGAUUAAGAAAUGCGGAGGCCAGCAUUUUCAGUUAGACACAGGCGGUAAUCCCUCUGAUCUGGUAAAGGCAGUGGAAAAAUUGGUGCAAAAGAAUAAGAAGGGUUAUGUAAAGGACAGUGCAAUGGAAGAGUCAUCUUAUGAGAAAGACCAGAAGAAGCAGACUGGAGGGGUGGUGCACCUGACACCAAGCAUAGCCCCUAAGACCAAAGCACGGUCUGAGAGGCUGAAUCUGGUCCUGUGUGGGAGUAACAGAGUGCUGAAGUUCUCCAUAUCAGAUCUGAUACUGGGUCAGAGAGAGCUUAGAUCAGAGUCCAGAUCAGUGUGUGUGAAAAGGGAAGCAGAAGUAUGUGGACGUCUGAUCACCCUGGUGGAGCUUCCAGCUCUCUACAGCUCUCAGCUCUCAGAGGAGGAAGUGAUGCAGGAGACUUUCUGCUGUGUCUCUCUCCUGGAGUUCACGCUUUUCUCCUCGUCCUCCCUGAGGGACGUCUCACUGUCGAAGAUAAAGGAGAACUGGAGAAGAUCCAGAACAUCUUUGGAUCAAAAUUCAAUGAUCACACUGUAGUGCUGAUCACUCAGCAUCCUCAGAACAAACCGCUGGAUGGGGCUGUCACGACUGUGAUAAAAGACUUUGGAGAACGGCGGCUGUUCUUU